AUGGACCUAGAUUCGAUCUCCGGCAUCCCCUAUGGACCCCCAAGUCUGACAAGAAGUACGAAGGAGACCUUAUCCUCGGGAGGCCGAGAUCCAAACGGUCAUUUCCCUAGCCUAGGCUGUGGAGCACAAGCGGGGCUGAACCUUGAGCGGGGCGGAGCUGGAGCCCGCAGGAAGACAAAGCCAGCCAGCGACCCGCCGCAGAGCGGGGACCAACCGUCGCAAGACGUCUCCAGCUGUCAAAACUUGCCCGCAGUGCUUGAGCCCCACCGGCGCAAUCGUGCGCGCAUUGAGCGGCUCGAGACGUCCCAGCUUCCCCCCGCCCCUAGUGGUGAGGAGCCAAUCAGAGGUCGGAUCCGGCGGCUUUCCCGCGACGUCAUUCCUUCGCGCGUGCGCCCUGGAGAGGCGUGGCCCAGGAAUUUGCACGCCGCUGCUAGUCCGCGGCCUGGGUCUCCAAGUCCUGAGCAGCGUGGUGGCGAGAGCCGGCGCGGCGCCUCCUUCGUGCUUCGAUCCCGGCGCUCUCCUUGGGCGCCGCCCGCCGGCGACCUGGCUGCCGGUGCGGUCACUUUCCAGGCGGCAGCCUGGCUGCUCCUGUGGGCGGCCUCGGGGCUUCCCUCGCCCCCGGCCUGGGCGUCCACCCCGUCCCCGACCGACGCAGGCAUAGAGGCCACUUGUUCUGAAAUUACUGUGAGGCAAGAAGUUUUGAAAGAUGGUUUUCAUAGAGACCUUUCAGUAAAAGUGAAGUUUGGAGAAAGCAUUGGUACCUUAGAGACCUGCCAAAUUUUAAUUAAACAGCACAUUCCGAAAGGACUUCUUGUGGAUCCAUAUGAGUUGGCUUCAUUACAAGAAAAAAACAUAACACAGGCAGUGAUGACUUCAAAAGAUUUUAAUAUAGAAGCUCCCAGUUAUUUAUCCAAAGAAUCUGAAGUCCUCAUUUAUGCCAAAGAAGAUUCACAGUGCAUUGAUUGUUUCCAAGCUUUGAUACCAGUGCACUACCGCUACCAUCGGCCUCAUAGUAAGGAUGGAGAAACCUUCGUUGUGGUCAAUAAUCCUGAUUUAUUGAUAUAUUGUGACCAAGAACUUCCAAUUUUGAAAUGCUGGGGUCAGUCAAAAGUAGCACUUCCUUGUGCUUUGAAGAGUAAGGAUAUCUGCCUGUGGAACAAUAUGAAAUAUAAAUCAGUCUAUAAGAACGUGGCUGUACAGGUUCCAGUAGGCCUGACUGUACAUACUUCCUUAGUCUACUCCGUGACUCUGCUUGUUACCAUCCUGUGUUCUUCUUUGAUCCUUAUGGCUGUUUUCAAAUAUGGAGAUUUUUCCCUAUAAAAUGUUUGCACUUGG
Molecule: messenger RNA, 1335 nt
Organism: Suncus etruscus (white-toothed pygmy shrew)
Lineage: Eukaryota; Metazoa; Chordata; Mammalia; Eulipotyphla; Soricidae
Gene: PIGX
Product: phosphatidylinositol glycan anchor biosynthesis class X
Exons: 8
Coding region: 1-1320 (439 amino acids)
Biological process (GO): GPI anchor biosynthetic process
Cellular component (GO): endoplasmic reticulum membrane
Source: RefSeq, a predicted model, not a curated record